Molecule: messenger RNA, 1975 nt
Organism: Pteropus alecto (black flying fox)
Lineage: Eukaryota; Metazoa; Chordata; Mammalia; Chiroptera; Pteropodidae
Gene: GPX2
Product: glutathione peroxidase 2
Exons: 2
Biological process (GO): response to oxidative stress
Molecular function (GO): glutathione peroxidase activity
Source: RefSeq, a predicted model, not a curated record
UAUCAGGAUUUGAGGGAGGGAGCCUUUUUCCAAAGAAAGGAGGGAAGAAAACUAGGUUUACUAAAAAGAUUAACUCUGCAAGAGAUGUCCCAUUUCAUUUCCUGCUAAAAGAUUAAGAGUUUUACAAAUGAUGUCCGGUCUCACUAAGGCUAAGAAUGCAUGACUGAUAAUUCUCAAGAAUGUACUUUUUACUAUAAGAAUUUUUAACUUUUCUUUCUUCUUUGGAACACUUCUAGAUUUUUGCCUAGCGGUGUUCCCGGUUUGCAAACUCCAAAACUCUUGAAUAAAUCUCUAUCAUUCAUUUCUAGCAGAGCCUCCAGACUCUUAGCAUUCAUUUGACAGCACUAUAGUAGAGGAGAAGGUACAGUGCAGAGGCAACAGCGGACGUGCUCUCCAGCACAAGUAAUAUCACAGAACAGUGUGUGGUGUGUGACUUUCCAGAAUAAUAACUUUUAGUGCCUCUGCUUGCCCUGGGCUGUUCUCCUAAGGAUCCUUUUGAUUUUGUGGAAAGCAACAGCCAAAGAGAAAACUGUACACAGUAAUAUGUAUAUUUCAGUUGGAGUCUAAGUCAAGGGAGCAUGAACCCAAUUCUCUUCCUCAUCUUUCAGGUCUUGGUGGACCCUGCACCCUCCAUUGCACAAUUCAGAAGCUUGGCACUCAGUAGGCACUCAAUAAAUGUCUGUGCCAAGUGAAAAAAACUUGCUGGGGCAAGUAGAAGCCAAUCCUGCGUCCCUCCCUCCCUUUUUUCCUCCCUGGCAACCUAUGAGGCUCUGGUUUCCUUCAAGAGUGAAUUAUUCAUGUCUGCUCAAAGAUAUCAAAUUGGCCCUUUCCAGGUUGCCAGCAGGGUGGGGCAAGGAGGUGGCUUUGUUCAGUCUGUAAGUGGGAGGGGCAACCCCCUCGUUCAAACAGUGCUUGCAGGUGGAUGACCAUUUUUGCUAAGUCAUUCUGGGAAUGCUCAAAGCCCUAUUGUGAGAGCCUUCUUGUCCCAGUUUCCUCCUUCCUUACCACUCCUUUAAAAGACCCUGAAGUAGGCUCACGCCACUCUGCCAGUCUCACCCUGCCCUUGCACGAUGGCUUACAUUGCCAAGUCCUUCUACGACCUCACUGCUAUCAGCCUGGAUGGGGAGAAGGUAGAUUUCAACACAUUCCGAGGCAGGGCAGUGCUGAUUGAGAAUGUGGCUUCGCUCUGAGGCACAACCACCCGGGACUUCACCCACCUCAACGAGCUGCAAUGCCGCUUUCCCAGGCGCCUGGUGGUUCUUGGCUUCCCCUGCAACCAAUUUGGACAUCAGGAAAACUGCCAUAAUGAGGAGAUCCUGAACAGUCUCAAGUAUGUCCGCCCUGGGGGUGGAUUCCAGCCUACCUUUACCCUUGUCCAAAAGUGUGAGGUGAAUGGUCAGAACGAGCAUCCUGUUUUCGCCUACCUGAAGGACAAGCUCCCUUAUCCUUAUGACGACCCAUUUUCUCUCAUGACUGAUCCCAAGUUCAUCAUUUGGAGCCCAGUGCGCCGCUCAGACGUGGCCUGGAACUUUGAGAAGUUCCUUAUUGGCCCAGAGGGGGAGCCCUUCCGACGCUACAGCCGCACCUUCCCUACCAUCAACAUUGAGCCUGACAUCAAGCGCCUCCUCAAAGUUGCCAUAUAGACACGAGCUGCUCAGCACACAGAUCUACUCCAUCCAGCCCCUGAGUAUCUUUCCUUAGGAUUCAGUGUGCCCUCAGGAGAAGAUGCUGGACCUAAGCUUUCCCUUAGAUCAGUCCCUUUCAUUGAAGAGCCUUGCCUUUCAGGUCUGCCCAUUUCAUUUUUCUCUCCCAACUUUCUGGUUGGUGAUUCAACUUGGGCCUCCAAGACGUGGGUGGGCACUGGGCCUUCACAGAAUGAUGGCACUUUCCUAAACUUGUAUGGGCGGUGUCUGAGACAUGUGAAGGGCCCUGAGCCAACCUGCUAGCUGAGUCCAAUAAACGGCAGGUGUGGAAA